This is a messenger RNA of Schistocerca cancellata (South American locust), 650 nucleotides long. RefSeq lists its product as uncharacterized. The transcript is spliced from 4 exons. The record is from RefSeq and is a predicted model, not a curated record. Bases 30 to 596 code for a protein of 188 amino acids. NCBI's taxonomy places the organism in Eukaryota, Metazoa, Arthropoda, Insecta, Orthoptera, Acrididae.
GUUGCAUUUAGUAUUCAGCUACUGACAGAAUGAGGGCCCAGUGUACAAACGAGAAAGGUCUUCAACAACUACCCAUUGCCUACAGUCCUGGUGGUAAGAAACAAUCAGCAAGCAACAUGCAGUUUUCAUUAUUUGUGAAAAUACUUAUUGUCUCCUUGAUCUGUUUUCAUAUUCAAAUAGCUGAAACAACUUUCAGUGACUUUGAAGGAGCUGCAAUUUCAGUUCCUGAUGAUACAUUAAACUGGUUUCAGGUUGGACUAUUGAAAACUAUGUUCCUGUUGUUAGUUCUUCAGUGGAUAAAUGGUGCUCUGCCAUUAGAAAUUUCACUUCCGCUUGAUAAAUUUGCCUUGCCACAAAGUGAGAAGUAUAAUACAGAUGAUGAGCAUACUUUUGCUACAAAGGGAAUGUAUCUGCUUGAGCCAGUGAUGUCAAAAGGAUCCACUGUGGAUGAAACACACAUAAAACUAUAUCAAAAAUCUUAUUUCAGUUUGCAAAAGGCUAUUAAAUUUUUUGUUACAUUUAAAAGAAUUAUUUCAGCUUUAUGUCUCACCAUUUAUGAAUUUGUAACGAAAAUCUAUUAUUUCUGGUAUGGAUAGAAAUCAAUAUUUUAGUUUGCUACAGUUCAUUCUGCACAAUAGCUUUUAGAAAUG